CCUUCAAAUCCUUUAAUCGGAGAGAAAGUCAGAGAGGAAACGCGCGGGAAGCACGAGGGACCUGCACGAGAGACCUGCACGAGGGGAGUCAGUGCAGGAGAAAACAUGAAGACGAGCCAGUGGCGCAAACUCGGAGCCUGGGAAAUGAGUCCUUCACACAGCACAAGCCUGGCACUCGCCCUUCUGCUCAUCUCAGCCGUCACACCCUGCACAGGUGCAGCAGUGUUCUUAGAUCCAUCCACUACAGAGAAUGACAAACUACUAAACCAGAUAGAUAACGCAUGCUCAUCCCUUCUUACUGAGGAACGACCACUCGGGACACUGGACACAUUGUGGGAUCUGUGUGACUUGAUUCAGGGUCUGUUGCAGAAAUCUAAGGAGCUGGCGCCUCGGGAAACAUCGAAAAGGUUUUUAUUUCAUUACACUAAGCAGAAUCCUGGAUUGCCUGACGGGACGUCCACUGUGUUCCACCCUCUCUUGCAGCUCAUACCGCAGCUCCACAGCAGAAGACGCAGAAGAGUAGUACCACAUGAGACCCCACGCACGAUCCAGAGCAGAGGAUAUUUCUUAUAUCGGCCACGUAAUGGGAGACGAUCAACAGAGUAUGUGUAAAGAGUAAAAAAAAAAAAAAAAAGACAGCCCUAAAACACAAGAAUAAAAAAGACACCUUCAUAGACAAAAUGAAAAGUGACCUCCUAUACACAUUCUCUUAAUCUAUAUAUUCUGGUGUGUUACUCUGAUGAGGCUAAACCAUUUUGUCUUUGUAUCACAACCUGUUGCUUUUCUCUCUGGAGCAGCUGAUCAGCCUUGAUGGAGCUCCAGAAGACCCAAUUCACUUGGGUCUAUCCUACCACCUGUCGUGGACGUAUCCACCUACCACCUGUCUAUGGUGUAUAGUUAUAUUAAAUGUAAAUAGAGAAUUCAAAUAAAAUCUAGAUUUUUGGGGGGUCAGGGGGGAUGACAGGCCCUAA
Clarias gariepinus (North African catfish) is the source of this 971-nucleotide messenger RNA. It is a transcript of the gene nmu, whose product is annotated as neuromedin U. The transcript has 9 exons. NCBI's taxonomy places the organism in Eukaryota, Metazoa, Chordata, Actinopteri, Siluriformes, Clariidae. Gene Ontology annotation, biological process: regulation of smooth muscle contraction. The record is from RefSeq and is a predicted model, not a curated record. The coding region runs from base 106 to 612 and encodes 168 amino acids. Gene Ontology annotation, molecular function: neuromedin U receptor binding.